Messenger RNA from Scaptodrosophila lebanonensis, 909 nucleotides. RefSeq names its product tctex1 domain-containing protein 1. Gene Ontology annotation, molecular function: dynein intermediate chain binding. The coding region runs from base 158 to 745 and encodes 195 amino acids. Gene Ontology annotation, cellular component: cytoplasmic dynein complex; cytoplasm. NCBI's taxonomy places the organism in Eukaryota, Metazoa, Arthropoda, Insecta, Diptera, Drosophilidae. The record is from RefSeq and is a predicted model, not a curated record. Gene Ontology annotation, biological process: microtubule-based movement. The transcript has 4 exons.
UUUACAGGAAUCCAAGAUGGUAGAGAUUGAGUUCCCAAAUGUCAGCAUACUAGCAGAUUUAUGUCAGUUAUAGCUUAUACUUUCAUUAUCUUAUAAAACGAAAGAAACAUACAAAAACAUAAGCACAAAAAUAUUAAAAUAAAAACAGUUUAUAAGCAUGGCCGAUUCACCAGACCACAGCAAGGAUAACUUGGUCGAAAAAGCUGAUGGGGCUAAAGAUACCCAUGGGAAAGGAAAGGUGGAUGUAGGCGGCAAAGACAAACCGGCAACAGAUAAGGAAAAAGGAAAGGGUGACAAACAAACCAGCAGCCAGCGCGGAUCCCUGACCAAGCCCAAUAUUACGGGUAUAGCUACGCCAAUGGGCAUGCCCCAACAGAAGCCAACAUUGCGUUACAUGCCAAACUAUCGCUUGGAACCAAAGAAUCCUCUGAAGAAGGAAUGGCUGGAGAUUGCUAUGAAAGAUGUUAUGAACAAGAAUUAUCAUAACGAGUACAUGUUUCAUCCGAAGCAUUCAUUGCAUUUGGCUGCUCAGGUCAGCGAGGAGAUUAAGAAUCGUAUAAAACUUAUGAACUAUGAUAGAUAUCGUUACAUCGUCCUGGUAACCGUGGGCGAAAAUUUAAUGCAAGGCCUCUACGCAAUGGUUAAUUUCCUGUGGGAUGCUGAAAAGGAUGGCUUCGUUUCCCAUACCAUCGAAACACCGAGAUUUUUUGCACUCUGCACUGUAUAUUACAUAUACUAUGAUUGAACACAAGGACAUCGUCAGCCAAUGUGAUUAGGUAAAUAGGUAAACCGUGCCUCUAGAUUUGAACAAGCGUUAAAAUUUUUGUUUUCGCCAAACUUCGAAUUAUUAAGUGUAGUGCUAUAUAACGAGACUAUUUAUGAAAUUAAAAUAAAUACUUUGAAAUCAAA